Molecule: messenger RNA, 1009 nt
Organism: Pocillopora damicornis (cauliflower coral)
Lineage: Eukaryota; Metazoa; Cnidaria; Anthozoa; Scleractinia; Pocilloporidae
Product: uromodulin
Molecular function (GO): calcium ion binding
Source: RefSeq, a predicted model, not a curated record
AUGAAAAACACUUCCUUGCUCAUAGUUCUUUUGACUGGUUUUGUUUUCAUUACAUUUGUUAUCGAAGUAAGCAGUAACUGUGCCCCUGAAGCAAAGGAGGACUGUGGCGAACACAAACAAUGUGUGAAGCAGGGAGAAAAUAACACCUACCACUGUGUUUGUAAGGAAGGAUUUACGACACUUGAAGACUCUUGUCAAGAUUUGGACGAAUGCCAGAAAAGAGAUAUUCGAACAAAAUGCAAGCGAAAAGGAGCAAGAUGUAAAAAUACACCAGGUUCUUAUACGUGCAAAUGUCCUCGAGGAUUUGUAAUGCAUUUGGAGGCGGAUUACUGUAAAGACAUAGACGAAUGUGAAGAUGAACCAUGUCACCACAAAGCCGUCUGUCAAAAUGAAAGAGGUUCCUACACUUGCACUUGCGUGAAAGGAUUUGCUGGUGAUGGUCACGAGUGUGUCGAGGACCUGGCAUACAAACAGAAACAAAAAAUAAAGCAGAUCAUGACGAUUGGGGGCGCGGCUGGAGGGGGGACAUUGUUUCUUAUUGCCCUUAUCGCCUGUUUCUUGGGAGCAAGGAAGAAAAAACCAAAGGAGGAGAAAGUUGAAGACGCUGACUCAACUCUCACUGUGCAUAGCAGAUGGGAGAGCUCUGAGGAAUCAGAUGACGAUGACGAAUAGCAUAUCUUUAACAGAUCGUUGUAAUUAUGUAGACCACACUGUUCUCAGGAGGAAAAAAAAAUACUGAAUCACAGAUUUCUUUUCAAGGACAUUUUUUGUUCACAAGUAAUAGUGCUGCAUUGUUUUUUUGUUUGUUUUUUUUUUUUAAACCGACAUAAUCUGGCUUUGACAACUUGAAAAACAAAAUCUCAGAGAGAAAGAACAACUUAAAGCGGAAACAACUAUGUUUUUCUAUUGUAUAAUAAUAUCAUUUUAAGGUAAAUUGAUUUUGUUACGUAUUUGACCUGUUACCCGGCAAAAUAAAACCAACAAAAAAGUAACAACUGGUAGCAAAAAA